AACCUGUGUCAGUUCAGGUGGUAGUAGCAAACACACACACAGCUAGCUAGAGGGUUGAUCUCCUAAAUUGCUCUUGGAUUAAUACUGGUGUGUAGAGCAGGAGAGGAGAUCAUCCUCUGAUCAAACUCUAAUUAAGCUAGCAUCUCAUAUCCUCCAAGAUGGUUCAGGCAUUGGUCUUUGCUGUGGGGAUCGUAGGCAACAUAUUGUCGUUCUUGGUCAUCCUUGCACCAGUGCCGACGUUUUAUCGGGUGUACAAGAAGAAGUCGACGGAGUCGUUCCAGUCGGUGCCGUACGCGGUGGCGCUGCUGAGCGCAAUGCUGUGGCUCUACUACGCCCUCCUCACCUCCGACCUCCUCCUCCUCUCCAUCAACUCCAUCGGCUGCCUCGUCGAGUCCCUCUACCUCACCGUCUACCUCCUCUACGCCCCCAGGCAGGCCAUGGCCUUCACCCUCAAGCUCGUCUGCGCCAUGAACCUCGCCCUCUUCGCCGCCGUCGUCGCCGCCCUCCAGCUCCUCGUCAAGGCCACCGACCGCCGCGUCACGCUCGCCGGCGGCAUCGGCGCCUCCUUCGCCCUCGCCGUCUUCGUCGCCCCGCUCACCAUCAUCAGGCAAGUGAUCAGGACCAAGAGCGUGGAGUUCAUGCCCUUCUGGCUCUCCUUCUUCCUCACCCUCAGCGCCGUCGUCUGGUUCUUCUACGGCCUCCUCAUGAAAGACUUCUUCGUUGCCACGCCGAACGUGCUGGGAUUGCUGUUUGGGCUGGCCCAGAUGGUGCUGUACGUGGUGUACAAGAACCCCAAGAAGAACUCCGCCGUGUCGGAGGCGGCCGCCGCCCAGCAGGUUGAGGUCAAGGACCAGCAGCAGCUGCAGAUGCAGCUCCAGGCGUCGCCGGCGGUGGCGCCGCUCGACGUCGACGCCGACGCCGACGCCGACUUGGAGGCGGCGGCGCCGGCCACCCCGCAGCGGCCAGCUGACGAUGACGCCAUCGACCACAGGAGCGUCGUCGUCGACAUCCCGCCGCCGCCGCAGCCGCCGCCGGCGCUGCCGGCCGUGGAGGUGGCCUGAUCGAUCAGUGAGAGGGUGACGUAUUGAGCUGCUUGUACUGCACGCGUGAUGACCACGACUGACCAGAGUGACCUAAUUACUGUGUGUUAGCUGCAGCUCAUUCUAGCUGAAUCGCAUGCAUCUUAGCUAAUUAAUUAUUAUAUAUAUCUGCAUGCUUAAUUAAUUAAGUCGCGAUAUAUAUGUGACUGUAUGUAUCUGUUGCCGCGUUCUUUAUUCUGAGUUGUAGGAUGAUUAGAAUUUUGCUAGUGGGCUAAGUACAUGUAUGCACAUGAUCAUCUAUCAGCUGCUGGUCGAUGCGUGUAUCGCCGUACGUGUAUGAUUGGGGACACGUGUACUGCAUCUGCAUGCUAGUACGUGGCAUCUCAGUUUAUGGUACUAGCUAGACACUGUACUGCUCUCCAAUCAAUAAAAGCCCAUGUAUCAA
Oryza sativa Japonica Group (Japanese rice) is the source of this 1485-nucleotide messenger RNA. The record is from RefSeq and is a predicted model, not a curated record. Lineage: Eukaryota; Viridiplantae; Streptophyta; Magnoliopsida; Poales; Poaceae.